AUGUACACCGACUGUGUUUCAAUUAUUGUUAUAGGAGCAGGUUUAAUCGGCCCACGUCACGCUUCCCAUGUUGUCAAUAGACCAAAUGCUCGUCUCUAUGCCAUUGUCGAUCAUUCUGCCAAGGGACCUUCUGUUGCUGAAUCAUUUGGAGUCCCUCUCUAUAAAAACUUGACAGAAAUGUUUGAAUAUUGUGAUGCAUAUAAUGUCAAGUAUCCGGAUGCUGCCAUUAUUGCCACUCCAAACCAUACCCACGUCCCACUUGGGUUACACUUGGCCUCUAAGGGGGUCCAUUUAUUGGUUGAAAAGCCAUUGAGUCCAAAUGCUUCUGAUUCGAAAACUCUCAUUGAUUAUUGUAACAGUGUCAAUGUUAAAUUACUUGUUGGUCAUCAUAGAAGAUUUAAUCCAUAUAUUAUUUCUACCAAGGAAAACCUUUCCAAAUUGGGACAAGUAAUUGCUGUUCAAGGAACUUGGACCCUUAGAAAGCCAGAUGAUUAUUUUGAAGAAAAACCCUGGAGGUCUUCAAAGGCUUUGGGUGGAGGAGCUCUUUUAAUUAACUUGAUCCAUGAUUUGGAUAAUUUGCAAUAUCUUUUCGGUCCAGUUCAAAGAGUAUAUGCUGAGUUACUUCUCAAACAGAGAGCUUCACAACUUCUGGAAGAAUCCUACCAUGAAGCUGUCGAUGAAGGAGCAGUCCUUACCUUGAGAUUUGCUAAUGGAAUUUGUGGUACUUUCAUUUGCUCUGAUAAUGUUACUUCACCAUUCCUGUUUGAAGCAGGUACUGGUGAAAACCCAACUGUACCAUUCAAUGAAACUGCUGCUGGGUUCUACAGAGUGUUUGGAAGUCAUGGUACCUUAUCGGUACCAGAUCUUCAACUCUAUCAUCAAAAUCAAGAAUCUUCUAGAUCAUGGCUUAAUCCAGUUCAAGAUGAGCAACUUAAAAUGCAUCAUGAACUGCGUAGAGAAGUUGAAGAGGAAGAAGAUCAAAUUAUGUUUGGUAUGCCUACUCCUUCUCCAUCUCCAAAUAUGAAAGAUGGGAAUCUUUUAUUUAAUAAAUCUAAAAACUCUUUGGAGAAGCCUAAACCAUUUGAUUUACAAUUAGAUCAUUUUGUUAACUUGGUUCUUGGGAAAGAGCUGGUUGUCAAAUGUAGUGGAGAAGAUGCACUUCGUGCUUUGUUGUGUAUAGAAGCAGUCAAACAAUCAAUUGAAACCGGUUUACCACAGGUGGUACCUUCAAUUGAUGACAUUGAUAUUAAUCACGAGUUAAUGAUCUAA
Molecule: messenger RNA, 1269 nt
Organism: [Candida] anglica
Lineage: Eukaryota; Fungi; Ascomycota; Pichiomycetes; Serinales; Debaryomycetaceae
Source: the annotation of a GenBank genome assembly